AUGGCUGCAAGGGCUGUAAAGCGUUUAGCCGGUAACGGUACCGGACAGAGUUUGGUCGACAGAAUGACUUCCAUGAAGCAUAGCCUUGCUGGAUCCUUAAUAGCCAAAACUAUUUGCAAGGCUACCACAGAGGAGAUGAUUGCUCCCAAAAGAAAGCAUCUUAAUAUUUUGGUUAACUGUACAUACGAACCUCGUCUUUCCAUGCCAGAAUUUGCCAAUUAUAUCAUUGGUCGGUCACACAACAGUAGCUGGGUCGUCUCCUUUAAGGCUCUUAUCACGAUCCACCAUUUGAUGAAUAAUGGAAGUGAGCGGUUUUCUCAGUAUCUCGCAUCGAAUAAUUGUCAACUCGCUACACCUAGAUCAUUUGAGAAAAGUGGUUCACAAGCCACAAUGUUUUUGUUUAUUCGUCAUUAUGCUCGUUAUCUUGAUGCUCGAUGUUCCAGUUAUCGCGAGGUAGCUUUCGAUUUCUGCAAAAUUAAACGAAAAAAUGAUGAUGUGAACAUGAAGACUAUGCCUCAAGCUAAACUCUUUCGCGUUUUACCUCCCCUUGAACGACAAAUUGAUGCCCUUUUGGCUUUCGACGCUUCUUCAAGUGAACUCUUCAAUGGCGUGGUUCUAGCGGCAUAUAUACUCCUCUACAAAGACCUCAUUCGCCUCUAUGCUGUUUAUAAUGAAGGCAUGAUCAACAUAAUCGAGAAGUUCUUCUCAAUGUCGAAAAAGGACUGUCAGGAGUCUUUACGUAUAUACAAAACAUUUCUCAGGCGUAUGGAAAGUGUUAAUCAGUUUAUCAAAGUCGCUGAAGCCUGUGAUUCGCUCCAGUUACACGACGGUUUCGGCAAGCAGUCACUGAUAUUCAAACCUGUACCCACGUCUGUUCUCGAUGCUUUGGAAGCACAUUUGGCACACCUCGAAGGCAAGAAAUCUAAUGAUAAAAAUAAGGCUUCUCCAACUCUUUCUUCUCCCUCAACGCCAGUGACUGCAGACCUGCUCAAAUUACAAGACUCUAGUAAUCAGAAUCUCUCCAUUGAACAGCAACGAAUUAUUGAGGAGGAACGUCUGCGCCUAGAGGCAUUCGUGAGCCAAGCUCGAGCCAAAUGCGUCAACAACACUCCUGAACAUGGUUCCACCAGCAACGUAGAGCGGUCUAACAGUGAUGGCGAUCUUCUACAACUCUUCUCACCUACUGAGACAGCGGCAACGUCACAACCCUCUAGUGGUCUGUUUGAUGACUUCUUUUUCCUUCCUGCUGUACCAGCAUCGAGUAGCCACUUGGCAUUGUCCACAGCCACUAAUGUAUCACCUAUUGCUAAUCAGCCCCGUCCAUUGUCUCAAUUUUUGACAGAACCACUACCGAAUCCUAACAAUCCUUUCCUUACCUCGAAUUCGUUAGCCUGGCCAACAACAGGCAAUGAUAACUCCUCUGCAAAAACUCUACCGGCUCCUACUAAACCAUCAUCCACGACCAACAACACAACAACCGGAAAUGAUUUGGAUAGCCGCCUUGCUGAAAUCGCUGACCAACUUUCUAUUUUCACUUCCAGUGCCACGGCAAGUGGGACAACUGCAACAAAUUCCGCCGUUGUCGCUAAAUCGCCGCCUGUUGCUAUGACAGCUGCGUCAUCAUCGAAUCCCUGGCUCGGACCUGGUGGGGUACUUCAACCCACGGCUGUUAAUAACUUUGCUUUAACCACCAAUCAGACUAGUGUUUACAGACCACAAAUGCAACCGUCUUACUCCCAGCAACAACAGAUAAUUUAUCCUGCCCAGAAUCAGUACGCAUUAUCUCAGAAUCCUAACGCGAAACCUCCGACGAAUCAAAUUGCAGCCUUCAAUAUGCAUCAACCAAUGAAUGCGUUCCCUCCCGUCCAAUCAUCAACAUCGGCCUACUCAAUGCAAUCUCAAUUCAGGUUUCAACAAAGCCAGCAGCAAGUAUCAAAUACCGGUAAUACGGCACCUGCUUACAAUCCACUGAAUCCUUUCCUUUGA
Rodentolepis nana is the source of this 1986-nucleotide messenger RNA. The record is from the annotation of a GenBank genome assembly. Lineage: Eukaryota; Metazoa; Platyhelminthes; Cestoda; Cyclophyllidea; Hymenolepididae.